AUGGCAAAAGCAGAACAUCCUCGGAGAAAACUCGUUAUAAAGAUCUUCUCUCCAGGUUCUAAAGUUUCUUAUUCUUGUGGUACCAACACUCCAAAAGAUUCAAUAGUGUCCAAAGUGUGUGAGCUGAAGAAUAAGAAGGGUUAUUAUGCGAUGACAAUGUGGGUUAACACUGAAAACCCAUCAGAAUCUUGUGUCACUGAUUCAAGAAAUUCAAGAACUGAAAUGGCAACAUGGGAUAACACUAAAAACCCGUCGGAAGUAUGUGAGUCGAAGAAAAAGAAGGAGGAUACUGUGCGUGUGGAGUGCAAGAACAGAGAGAAGAAGAAACGAAAGGUGGAGCACGUAAUGAUGAUGGACCGUUGCAAGAAGAUGCAAUGCUGGGCGAUGUUGAAGCGUUUGAUGGUAGGAAGGGAUGCGUGGGCUUUACAGAAGGAUGUUCUUCAUCCAAAGAUUUUGUACGUUCUUGAUAAGUCUGAAGCCAUGAAAAAGCCAAAGGGUAUGGAGGAUAUUGAGUCAAAGUUGAAGAAUUCGGAUUACUCAGAAGCUUAUGAGUUUGUGGAUGAUGUGAGGCUUGUGUUGUCUUAUGCAUUGCAAUACCCUCCAAGGAGUGAGGUUCACAGAACUGCAACAAGGAUCACCGAGGGUUUUGAGGUCAAUUGGAAAACUAUGAAGGAGAAGUGGAUGCGUGAGGCCGAAGAGACGAACAAGAUUUGCAAGAGGGAAUUACAUGUGUGUCCAAAUGAAAGAAGUCAACUGACUGUCUUUCUCGCCAUGCACUCUAGGUCGACUAAGAUUGGCACCCAACUAUGUAGCAUCGACAAAUCCAAGAUUCAUCUCAUCUUGAAGCAGAUUUUUCAUGCUCACGACACUCAAGUUAAGACUGAAUUUGGGAGCAGGCCAAGGUUCUUCAUGCCAACAGCAUUCAAAAUCUUUAUGGGUUUCCCCUACAUCACCAAGGUCAAUUGCUGA
This is a messenger RNA of Glycine soja, 969 nucleotides long. RefSeq lists its product as uncharacterized. The record is from RefSeq and is a predicted model, not a curated record. The transcript has 2 exons. The coding region runs from base 1 to 969 and encodes 322 amino acids. NCBI's taxonomy places the organism in Eukaryota, Viridiplantae, Streptophyta, Magnoliopsida, Fabales, Fabaceae. Gene Ontology annotation, molecular function: protein binding.